GGAACCAAUUAGAAGAUAUCUAAUGAUAAUUGGAAGUACAAACUUACCUACUAUUUGAGUAUUUACACUUUACGUUUAUUACUUAAUAAUGCUUGAACGAUUUUUCAUGCUUGUUAAUCACAAAUGUUUUACGUAAAGUUCGUGGUUUUGUGGUUAACGUGUUGUGGUUUGAAGUAUUCUACCGGAAAACACGAGAGAUCGAGAAGAUAUGUGAUUUACCCGCGAGGAGGGGCAUUCAAGAUCGUAAUCGGUAUCGGUACUCCGGUGAAAUUAGGUACCAAACAAUCGAUGGCGAUCGGUUGGAACCUUCAAAUGCAAUACAAUGUACCAACAAAUGUCUCCCAAAUAACGAAUUACCCGCCAGUGUACACGAAGAAAAAGCGAUCUGAUGAUCGGAGCGACGAAACCACUCCUGCUAGCGAUAGAGCGAUGUUCUAUAGAGCUUUGGAGGAAGUACUCGAAAAUCAAGGCAUGGACGGCAGGAUUUGCUUAUUGAGAACCAUAUGCGAAAACGCUUUGUAUCCAUUGAAUCACGAAGCCAACGGUUUGUACGGGAAAGUUUUUCAUAUCAUUCUAACUCCCGAUUACGGAGACGGAGAAAUCGACGAGGAUUUGGAUCCGGUGUAUUUAGAGGCUCAAAGUGCAGGCGAAAGCGGCGCUAAAUGCAGCUGCCUUUAUGCGGGAUGUAAGCUCGAGAACGGCUUAUUGGAUAUAUUUUCUAUACUAGAUUCGCCUUACGGAUAAUUAAAUAAUUCCGGCGAAUUAACUGGAAUAUUUAUUUCGCGGCGCAUUCCCACCUUUUAAAUCAAAUUCGC
This is a messenger RNA of Phyllotreta striolata, 815 nucleotides long. Lineage: Eukaryota; Metazoa; Arthropoda; Insecta; Coleoptera; Chrysomelidae. The record is from the annotation of a GenBank genome assembly.